AUGCAGGCCUUCUCAGCGGUUGUAGAGGAUCUCGACAAUGAGGAGAUUCUAGAUAACAUGAAUGGCUACAUGCACGGCCCCAUGGACGGAUUCAUCAAGAAAUACUUCGGCAACUUCCCAUACGUCCACCGAGACGGCAUUCUAGAGAUCCAGACAAGUGAUAGCGGGACUAGUCGGUGUCGUGUUCCGUCAGCUGCGCCGCUACCCGAUGAUUUCCUACGAUGGUUUGCCGAGUAUGUAUCUAGCGAGCUUGAUGGCGCGCGAGGGUCGUGGCACAUAUCUGGCGGCAAUACUGCAACCGAGCAUAAGGAUGUUGAAGACGGUGCACGUCUCCUCCUAUCCAUACCUCCUUCGCCAAUUCCCAUCGUAGAAGCGAAAUGGGACCAUGUUCAGGUCGUCAGCCAGUUUUACCAUCGCCGUCACGUUUGUUACCGGGACGGACUACUACAGCUCUGUCGGUCCGCGUUUCAAGUUUUCGCUGCCCAGCCCACGCGGCUCUUCUUGCACGGGUUCUACAUACGUGGUUCAUUAAUUGAGCUCUGGGCCUUUGAUCGAUCGGGCUUAUAUUGCAGCGAAGUAUUCCAUGUUCAGAAAGAUUUCAUCCAAUUCCUCUCUGUUAUUCUUAGCUACCAGCGAAUGACGGAUGGGGAAUUGGGAAAAAGCGACAUCAUCCAGACGGACGAAGGCGGCAAUUACAUCACCCUUGAUAGUAACGGUGUAACAGUACCCUCUUUGCGAAAGCUUUAUCUCGAUAACCCGCCGAUAGCCUCUCGUGGGGGAUUAGUAGGUAACGGAACAGCCUGUUACCGGACUAGAAAGCGUGGCUCAAGCCGAUGGGAUUACGUUGUGAAAUUCAAAUGGCGCUGGGCUAGGAAACGUCCGGAAGACGAGCUUCUAAGACGGGCUAAGGAGAAAUGUGUUUGGGGUGCAAUUUCCCUUGAUUAUUACAAAGAACUUGAAAGUACCGCAGACUUGCGUUCAAGGCUCCGGUGGGGGACAAGCAAGAAAUUCUCCGAAACACCUUUUCCUCCCGAGAGGCAUGACAGCAUCGAAAAGCAGGAUGCUGAAGACGAUGUCGACGGACUGGCCCGGUACACAGAGGAUGAAGGAGUCUCCUUUAUGAAUCGUAUCCUUACAUGCGUGGUUACGUCACCCGUCGGCAGGCCUCUUCAUACUUUUCAGUCCCCAUCAGAGCUUCUUCGAGUGUUCCAUGACGCUAUCAAAUGCCAUCGAUCACUCUAUCUUGACGCCGGAAUUCUUCACCAAGAUGUAUCGGCAGGAAACUUAAUCAUCUUAGAUGACGAAGACGACACCAAGCCGAAAGGGAUCCUAAUAGACCUUGAUUCCGCAAUAGAACUCGCGGACAGAGAGGAAACGGGGUCUAACAUCGUAGGCACCAGGCUAUUCCUGGCCAUCGGCGUAAUGAAUACCGAACACCACACCUACCGGCACGAUCUAGAAUCAUUUCUUUACCUUUUCCUAUGGACGAUUAUAACGAACCGCUCAGAGCGUCUGCCGGAGACAAGUAGGCUUAGACGAUGGAGCGAUGGCGAUUGGAACGAGCUGGCGAUGCACAAGUCUCUCGAUAUGGAGCAGGAUGGUUUCGAGAGAAUUUUGGAGGAAUUUCCUCUCGAUUUCUCUCCCUUGAAGCCACUUGCCAGAGAUCUACGCCGAAUUUUGUUUCCUUUGCGGGAUGGGGUACUUUGGACGGGCACGGACGAUUCACCUGAAGCGACAGUUGGGCUCUACGAUGAAAUAAUGCAGGCAUUCGAAGAGGCCAUCGGUUCUUUGCGCUGGUGUCAGUGA
Molecule: messenger RNA, 1806 nt
Organism: Xylaria bambusicola
Lineage: Eukaryota; Fungi; Ascomycota; Sordariomycetes; Xylariales; Xylariaceae
Product: FunK1 protein kinase
Exons: 1
Coding region: 1-1806 (601 amino acids)
Source: RefSeq, a predicted model, not a curated record